GUCAAAAAUUGCAAAUCAUGACAGUUAAUUGACAUCUGACGGUUGACAUACCGGUAUUGCAACUCCCUGUGAUGGCGAACGAAACGCACAAAACGAGUAUUUUGCACGAGAAAUACGCAAGUGGGCCCCACGGUUUAGGGGACCCCGAGGAUCGCUCGUUGCGAAGAGUCGAAAUCGACGUUAUGAUCCCGAAAAAAAUGCGUGAAAUUGCACGAGACGAAAAGUGUACCGACGUUGUUGAAAAAUUCACCGAAUGUUGCAAAAAUAACAGCAUAUUAAUGACUUUUAAAUGUCGCAAAGAGAACGCUGCACUGAAACAAUGUCUCACUCGUUGGUACGAAGACGAAGAUUUCAAAAAUCGAUGCAAGGAAGAGUAUUUAAAUGAAAGGAGUGAAUACAGAAGGACGGGGGUUACCCAAAAACAGAAACAAAGAUUGGCAACUUCAAUGUAACUUUUUUAUUAGAAAAGUAGUAAUAAAUUAAUUUUGGUCGA
This is a messenger RNA of Tribolium madens (black flour beetle), 493 nucleotides long. RefSeq names its product COX assembly mitochondrial protein homolog. The record is from RefSeq and is a predicted model, not a curated record. The coding region runs from base 72 to 452 and encodes 126 amino acids. NCBI's taxonomy places the organism in Eukaryota, Metazoa, Arthropoda, Insecta, Coleoptera, Tenebrionidae. Gene Ontology annotation, cellular component: mitochondrion. The transcript has 2 exons.